Molecule: messenger RNA, 4101 nt
Organism: Choloepus didactylus (southern two-toed sloth)
Lineage: Eukaryota; Metazoa; Chordata; Mammalia; Pilosa; Megalonychidae
Gene: GRIN2C
Product: glutamate ionotropic receptor NMDA type subunit 2C
Exons: 13
Coding region: 84-3755 (1223 amino acids)
Biological process (GO): long-term synaptic potentiation; synaptic transmission, glutamatergic; excitatory postsynaptic potential
Cellular component (GO): postsynaptic membrane; postsynaptic density membrane; NMDA selective glutamate receptor complex
Molecular function (GO): transmitter-gated monoatomic ion channel activity involved in regulation of postsynaptic membrane potential; NMDA glutamate receptor activity
Source: RefSeq, a predicted model, not a curated record
GGGACAUGCAGCGCGCCGAAGGCGGCCGGCGGGGGCUCUAGGCGCGGGCGCAGCUCCCCUUCCCUGCGGACCCUCCGGUGGACAUGGGUGGGGCCCUGGGGCCAGCCCUGCUGCUCACCUCACUCCUGGGUGCCUGGGCAGGGCCGGGCUCGGGGCCAGGCGAGCAGGCCAUGACAGUGGCUGCGGUGUUUGGCAGCUUGGGGCCGCCACAGGCCCAGGUCCGUGCCCGCCUGACUCCCCAGAGCUUCCUGGACCUGCCCCUGGAGAUCCAGCCCCUCACCAUGGGGGUCAACAACACCAACCCCAGCAGCCUCCUCACCCAGAUCUGUGGACUCCUGGGUGCUGCCCGUGUCCAUGGCAUCGUCUUCGAGGACAACGUGGGCACGGAGGCCGUGGCCCAGAUCCUCGACUUCAUCUCCUCCCAGACCCACGUGCCCAUCCUCAGCAUCAGUGGGGGCUCCGCUGUGGUCCUCACCCCGAAGGAGCCGGGCUCCGCCUUCCUGCAGCUGGGCGUGUCCCUGGAGCAGCAGCUGCAGGUGCUGUUCAAGGUGCUGGAGGAGUACGACUGGAGCGCGUUCGCCGUCGUCACCAGCCUGCACCCGGGCCACGCGCUCUUCCUCGAGGGCGUGCGCGCCGUCGCCGACGCCAGCUACGUGGGCUGGCGGCUGCUGGACGUGCUCACGCUGGAGCUGGGCCCGGGCGGGGCGCGCGCGCACACCCAGCGCCUGCUGCGCCAGCUCGACGCGCCCGUGCUCCUGGCCUACUGCUCGCGCGAGGAGGCCGAGGUGCUGUUCGCCGAGGCGGCGCGGGCCGGCCUGGUGGGGCCCGGGCACGUGUGGCUGGUGCCCAGCCUGGCGCUGGGCAGCACCGACGCGCCGCCCGCCUCCUUCCCCGUGGGCCUCAUCAGCGUGGUCACCGAGAGCUGGCGCCUCAGCCUGCGCCAGAAGAUCCGCGACGGCGUGGCCAUCCUGGCCCUGGGCGCCCACGGCUACCGGCGCCAGCACGGCGCCCUGCCCGCCCCGGCCGGGGACUGCCGCGGCCACCCCGGGCCCGUGGGCCCAGCGCGGGAGGCCUUCUACAGGCACCUGAUGAACGUCACCUGGGAGGGCCGAGACUUCUCCUUCAGCCCCGGGGGGUACCUGGUCCAGCCCUCCAUGGUUGUGAUCGCCCUCAACCGGCAUCGCCUCUGGGAGAUGGUGGGGCGCUGGGAGCGCGGCGUCCUCCACAUGAAGUACCCGGUGUGGCCGCGCUACAGCGCCUCCCUGCAGCCCGUGGUGGACAGCCGGCACCUGACGGUGGCCACGCUGGAAGAGCGGCCCUUCGUAAUCGUGGAGAGCCCCGACCCUGGCAUGGGCGGCUGCGUGCCCAACACCGUGCCCUGCCGCAGACAUAGCAACCACACCUUCAGCAGCAGAGAUGCCGCCCCCUACACCAAGCUUUGCUGUAAGGGCUUCUGCAUCGACAUCCUCAAGAAGCUGGCUAAGGUGGUCAAGUUCUCCUACGACCUGUACCUGGUGACCAAUGGCAAGCAUGGCAAGAGGGUGCACGGUGUGUGGAACGGCAUGAUCGGGGAGGUGUACUACAAGCGGGCAGACAUGGCCAUUGGCUCCCUCACCAUCAACGAGGAGCGCUCUGAGAUCGUGGACUUCUCUGUGCCCUUCGUGGAGACGGGCAUCAGCGUGAUGGUGGCACGCAGCAACGGCACUGUCUCCCCCUCGGCCUUCCUCGAGCCCUACAGCCCCGCAGUGUGGGUGAUGAUGUUCGUCAUGUGUCUCACCGUGGUGGCCAUCACUGUCUUCAUGUUCGAGUACUUCAGCCCCGUCAGCUACAACCAGAACCUCACCAGCGGCAAAAAGUGUGGGGGCCCGUCCUUCACCAUCGGCAAGUCCGUGUGGCUGCUGUGGGCGCUGGUCUUCAACAACUCGGUGCCCAUCGAGAACCCCCGCGGCACCACCAGCAAGAUCAUGGUGCUGGUCUGGGCCUUCUUUGCCGUCAUCUUCCUUGCCAGCUACACCGCCAACCUGGCCGCCUUCAUGAUCCAGGAGCAGUAUAUUGACACCGUAUCUGGCCUCAGCGACAAGAAGUUUCAGCGGCCGCAAGGCCAGUACCCCCCCUUCCGCUUCGGCACGGUGCCCAAUGGCAGCACGGAGAGGAACAUCCGCAGCAACUACCGCGACAUGCACACCCACAUGGUCAAGUUCAACCAGCGCUCGGUGGAGGACGCGCUCACCAGCCUUAAGAUGGGGAAGCUGGACGCCUUCAUCUACGACGCCGCUGUCCUCAACUACAUGGCGGGCAAGGACGAGGGCUGCAAGCUGGUCACCAUCGGGUCCGGCAAGGUCUUCGCCACGACUGGCUACGGCAUCGCCAUGCAGAAGGACUCCCACUGGAAGCGGGCCAUCGACCUGGCACUGCUGCAGUUCCUGGGGGACGGGGAGACACAGAAGCUGGAGACCGUGUGGCUCUCCGGGAUCUGCCAGAACGAGAAGAACGAGGUCAUGAGCAGCAAGCUGGACAUCGACAACAUGGCGGGUGUCUUCUACAUGCUGCUGGUGGCCAUGGGGCUGGCCCUGAUGGUCUUCGCCUGGGAGCACCUGGUCUACUGGAAGCUGCGCCACUCUGUGCCCCCCGUGGCCCGGCUGGACUUCCUGCUGGCCUUCAGCAGGGGCGUCUACAGCUGCUUCAGCGGGGUGCAGGGCCCGACUAGCCCCGCGCCGCCGCCCAGCCCGGACCUCCCGGCCAGCUCGGCCCAGGCCAGCGUGCUCAAGAUGCUGCAGGCGGCGCGCGACCUGGUGACCACGGCCGGCGUCAGCAGCUCCCUGGACCGCGCCGCGCGCACCAUCGAGAACUGGGGGGGCGGCCGCCGCGCGCUGCCGGCCUGCCCGCGUCCGACCACCCCUGGCGCGCGCCCCGAGCCGAGCCCCCAGGCUUGGGAGCCGCCGGGCAGGGGCCGCGCCCCUCUUUUGCGCAGGGCCCCGCCCCCCCGGGGCCACCCCCCGACGCCUGAGCCGACCCCACCCGACGUCCCGCGGGACGCCCGCAGGCUGGCCUGGGGGGCCCGGUGGCCGGCGCGGGCGGCGCGCGGCGGGAGGCACCUCGCGGCCUCCAAGUGGCGCGCGCUCCCAGCUCGCCCCCUGUCGCCCGCGCGCUGCCCCCACAGCUCCUUCCCUCGACCCGACCGGCCGGGGCGCCCCUUCUUCCCGCUCUUCCCCGAGCCCCCGGAGCCGGAGGACCUGCCGCUGCUCGGGCCCGAGCCGCUGGCCCGGCGGGAGGCUCUGCUGCGUGCGGCCUGGGCCCGGGGCCCGCGCCACGCUUCCCUGCCCAGCUCGCUGCCCGCCGCGUGCGCCCGCCCGGCCUGCGUCUGCGCCUGCGCCUGCCGCGACGCCCGCCUGGCCUGGAGGCGCUUGGCGCACGCGCGUUCCACGCGGCUGCCGUGCUACCCGGAGGCCUGCCUGGAGGGCGCGGCAGGGGCCCCCGCCUGGAUGCACAGACAGCACGCCUGCCUCCACGCCCGGGCCCACCUGCCGCUGUGCUGGAGGGCUGCCUGCCCUCAUCUCCCACCCUGUGUCAGCCACGGCACCUGGUUCACUGGGGCCUGCGGGCCUCAGGGCCACAGGGGCAGGACCCUGGGGCUGAGCACAGGCUACAGGGACAGUGGGGGCCUGGAAGAGGUCGGCCUGGCGGCAUGUGGAAUGCACGGCUUCCGGCGACCUGGCACCUGGAGGCGGAUCUCCAGCUUGGAGUCAGAAGUGUGAACUGGACUGUGUGGGUGUCAGCUACUCGGGUUCCAGACACUGCCAGGGGUUGGGGGCAGGGGGAUUUCUGCAGGAAUCCUGGCCGGGGGACCGCAGUGACAGACAGCGUCUCCCAUGGUCAGCUCCGUGACCUCAGCAGCCUCAUGUGCUGGCGUGGGCUGGGCUGUUGCUGUCCCUUAUCACACAAGCGCUUCCCACCCUUCUACUGAGUGGUGUCUGACUCACCAGAGUCUCCCUGGCCGGGGCUGUGGGGGGCUUGGUGGUGGGCGAUGCAGGCUGGAACCCAGGGACGCCGGGGCCGUACUCUCCUGCUCCUUUCCCACCUGCCUGGAGUUUCUUCCCAUCA